AAAAAGACAAAUAUCUUAAUUUUGCAUGGAAGACAGAGGUAACAUUUUAUGAGAUGGUAGUAUUACUCACAAUGUAUUAACUUCCAGCCCUCACUAUAAGACCAUCCUUUUGGGUGCAGUGAUGCGUCACAUCCUGUUCUGCAACACUUUUGCAGUAUGCCGUCAAUCGUCGUGAUAUCUGUGACUAUUUGGAUUGGGUUACGGCGAUGGACCAACCAAUGACAACCGUGAAAAGUAUUUGGCAGCCCCGUACAUAAGGAACGAAAUCAUUUUCACCAAUCACCAUCAGCCUUUUAUAACGGGACGAAGUGCACUAACCAAUCGAACACGGCAACGGAAGCAAAACGCAAACGGAUUUGUUGUGGUUUUUUGUUGUCUUGGGUACUUUUUACUGUACUGUACUAAUCCUUAGUUAUAUUUUUUCUCUGUAUUGUCUGGAACUGUUCUCUUGAUUUCACCGGUAUAUAAUAAUUAAAGUGAAAGCAAUGAGCUUGCCAUUGAGGACUGAGCUUGGCGCUGACAGGACAAAAAGAAAAAAGAGGAGAGAGCUGACUGAGGAACAGAAGCAAGAAAUAAAAGAGGCUUUUGAGCUGUUUGACACUGACAAAGACAAAGAGAUCGAUUACCACGAACUGAAGGUCGCAAUGAGGGCUUUGGGUUUCGAUGUGAAGAAAUCGGAUGUGCUGAAGAUACUUAAAGACUACGAUCGGGAAGGAAGCGGGAAAAUUACAUUUGAUGAUUUUAAUGAAGUUGUCACGGAGAAGAUGCUGGAGCGGGAUCCUCAGGAGGAGAUCAUGAAGGCCUUCAAGCUGUUUGACGACGACGACUCGGGCAAGAUCAGCCUAAGAAACCUGCGGCGGGUAGCGAGGGAGCUGGGCGAGAAUAUAUCAGACGAGGAGCUGCGAGCCAUGAUCGACGAGUUUGACACGGACGGGGAUGGGGAAAGUACGGGCACUCCGCCGGAUCGGGAUCGGGAACGGGAUCAAGAUCCAGAUCCACGCCGGAUAGAAACUAAACCAGGAGGAGUUUAUUUCCAUAAUGACGGGAGACUCGUAAGGCAGAGGAGGCGUCAGCAUCACGGAUCUGUGUGACCACCGUAUCCUGGUUUUGCUGCAUUUCUGAUAGCAAAGCCGGGACCGCUACAGCUGUCUCGCAUGGAUAAUUCCUGAGCCGCGGACAGGCGUCUGACACUUUUGAUGCUUUAAAAAGUGUUUGUCAGGACUGCAAUAUGGACUGUCAGUAUUUAUUACUUUACAGAAAGCUUCUUACUCCAAACACCAAAAGCAUCUAAUCAUUUAAUUGGUGCAUUUUCUGUGCAUCCUGUAGUUCAUGUUCAUAGGCAAAAAAUGUUCAUAGUCAGCUGUUUUUUUUUUUUUCCAAUUAAUCCUGUUGCACUGUUGCUGGGUGGAUUGUCGUACACCAGCCAAUAAUUUUAACUGUAUAGUACCGUUUUCAAAAAACAUUCUUGAAUGUGAAAAUGUUGUGUAUAGUUUUGCAGUACCUAGUUUUGUUGUAAGUAAUACAAAAUAAAAACACAGGAAUUUUU
Messenger RNA from Brienomyrus brachyistius, 1546 nucleotides. It is a transcript of the gene cetn3, whose product is annotated as centrin 3. Gene Ontology annotation, biological process: spindle pole body duplication. The coding region runs from base 486 to 1091 and encodes 201 amino acids. The transcript is spliced from 5 exons. NCBI's taxonomy places the organism in Eukaryota, Metazoa, Chordata, Actinopteri, Osteoglossiformes, Mormyridae. Gene Ontology annotation, cellular component: microtubule organizing center. The record is from RefSeq and is a predicted model, not a curated record. Gene Ontology annotation, molecular function: calcium ion binding; microtubule binding.